GUGAACAGCAUUGCAUCCAAUCAGUGUCACAACCAGCAGCAGCACCUCAAUGACUCACUUGUUUGACAAGUAAAACACAUGGAUUGACAACUACGACUUAAUUUAAGGUCUUUUUUUGACAAACCCUGGGAGAACGCUGUCCAUCAUGAUAGGAAAUCCUGUUCUUUACUCAAGACUCUUGUUUGUCUUUGUGCCGGUCUGUGCAGCUGUCAUGUCGUUCAUCAUGUGUUCAGAUGCUGCAAGAGCCAGUCCCAUAACAACCCAAGUGGACUAUGGAGUGAGACACAAUGUCCUGAGACGACUGUACCCUCCACACAGUCAACACCGUCCCCUCUUUACUGGUCUUCCAUCAACCGAAACUGGACUCCAAACUGGAACUAAUGGUGAAAUUGAGACUAGCGGGAAUUACAGAGGAGCCUCGUCAAUCAUUGACCGCCGAUCAAACCCUGUAUGGUUUACAGAAGGCAGCUAUAGUUACAAUCAAAACAGCCCAGAUAACAGACAGUAUCGAGCAGGAGUGAGGCCGGCCGGCAGCAGCAGCUACCGCCCUCUCUCUUAUAACUCAGUGAUCAUUAGAAAGUCAUCUCUCAAUAAAGCUGCCGGUCCCUCUCAUCAGAGUUCUGAAGAUGCUCAGAAAUCCUACAUGAAUGAAAAAGUUCCUUCUCUUUUUUCAUCCCAGACUGAUAGAUAUUGGAGCACUCCACUGCCAACUUCAAGAGGGCUUUACAGAAGCUAUAAAGACACAAAUGAGCUCGCUGCAGCCGGGGCGCGGAGUACAUCUAGUGGGAUUCAAUCAAACAAAUAUUUCGGCUUCGCGAGUCAAACUGCCCCUCAUGCACCAUCAAUCAGCAACGGCUUAGACGCCUCUGUUAUUAAAAGCAUCCCCAGCCCAGAAAAACUGACGGAUUUCUCUCAGGGGUGGCAUUCGGUGAGUAGUGGCGACACACCGAGACACAAAAAGGUCCAGUCGUAUCUGUUCAAGGACCCCCAGACGUCUCUCGGUGGACACGAGACAGUUCAUGGUAGUGGACCCACAACAGCACAUAAGCAAAGGGCCUCUGAUUCAGAACAUUACAGCAGGUUUUCUUCAAAUGUUAAACAAUUACAAAGAAAAGACCCAAUCGAGGCAGUACAACAUCUCUCUGAUAAUGCCAAUCCACUGUAUCAUAAUGCUAAUGUGGCACAGUAUGGCGCUCAGACAGGCGUUAAUACUAAACACACCACUCAAAUCUCAGUAUAUCCUGCUCCAGGGAAAGACGCCACCAUGGGAAGUUUUGUCCCUACACCUCAUGCAGAUUUCCGGGCUACUGGCAGCAGUAAAUCUGUAGUAAGUGGCUCCGUUAAUACAAACACAAGAGGAUCAAUGCAUGCUCACACACCUGGACGAGACGUAAAAAGCAUCUAUGGCUUCAGAGGAUUUGAAAAUCCUACACGGACGCCUAUUCUCUCCUCCAAUGAAAGGACCAAUGCUAGAGGAUACAGCUUCGACAAAGGAAAGGGCUAUAAAAUCACAAAUAUGUACCCUUCUUUGUCACCAAAGUACAGCUUUGGUCAGAGAGGAGCAAAACCUGAGAGGACACCCACUCCAUCUCCUGGCACACAUCAGGAUUUCACAUCAGGAUUUGCCAGCGAUGCCAGUGUGGUGGACCGGAGCCCAGAUCCCAGACAGUUGAGAAUCCACAGAAGGAUAUAUGGUCUCAAAGGAUUUAGCACUCGACCACUCGAGGGAGCUAAAACUUUAGCUGGUGAGCCAGAUAAGUCUGCCAGAGUCCAGCAGGGUUUUGAAGGUUUUAAAGUUAGAAGCUCACAGACCUGGCAACCAAGAAGCAGCCAAAAUGAGCAAAGCAGCGAAGAACUUAAACCACUUUUACAGACUGAAUCCGUCACCAGCUUUACACCUGACGAAUACCAAAAGAGACGCAAAAACUACUCGUUCCCAGGAUUUCUGCCUAUUCAAACCAGAAUUGUAAAUGCUAAUAAUAACAAAACACACAAACAAAAAACAGCAAAUCACAUAAAGUCCUCAUCUUAUGUCAGAUCAGCAGAGAAACUUGAAUCCCGCCCAAAAUCUGAGCUAAGAACCCCCAAGGAAACCAAACCUGUUGAAAGAAAGGCGAGCCUGUUCAACCGUUCCACCAGCAGCACAGUGAGAGGCAAACGCGUGAGAGGAAACGGCGAGAAGCUCAAUGCAUCCACUCCCACUUACGUAAAUGCACCCAUCGUCAGGCUGUCUAAGCGGCCUGCCAGGGUCAUAACCGCCACGUACGCCGACAUACUUGGAAGUGCCUCGUUCAGUGGUGUCACAGCUACGACCCAGACCUCAAUCACACCCACCGAUAACACUGCAGCUACAACCGAGCUAAAAGAAGAGGCCGGUCAUUGGACCAUAAAGGAUGCUGUGCUUAGUAGAGACAACACAAGCAGAGGUCCUGAUGAGGUAGAAGAUGUUGAGGAAAACAAGUUUAGUUUUAGAAGUGAAGACAGUGACAUGAAAACAUCAGUUUUAUUCCUGGAUAAUGAAGGAAGUGGAAGUGGGGCUUUUAAUAUGUUUGAUGUUUUGUCAACCGAUACCACAAAGAGUCUUAGCGAGGAUUCCUCAGAGCUGGAAUAUCUACGAAUAUCAACGUCUCCUUCAAGUCAAUGAAACUGUCCCACACUGAGACAUGAGAGAAAGUUGUGUGAAUUGACACGUUGUUGGAACAAUCCCAAUAAAAGUUUGAAAAGUA
Messenger RNA from Sebastes umbrosus (honeycomb rockfish), 2726 nucleotides. RefSeq lists its product as uncharacterized. The transcript is spliced from 3 exons. Bases 146 to 2644 code for a protein of 832 amino acids. Lineage: Eukaryota; Metazoa; Chordata; Actinopteri; Perciformes; Sebastidae. The record is from RefSeq and is a predicted model, not a curated record.